CCGAAAAAUUUUCCGAACAGUUCGUUAGACACGUUACAGUAAACUUGAGUCUCGCUCGUCUUCCGGUUAUUCGGCUUCGUAACAACAGACUUCAGAAAAUCGUUCGGUUAGCGAUUUUUAUGCGAAGCAAAGUACGCUAGUUAUCGAUUUAACGAAAAUGUUUAAGUUGGCGAUAGUUGGACUUUUCGUCGCUGCGGCGAUGGCACUGCCAGCAUCUCAGGAAAACCAUCCUGCCGAUCUCAAUUGUCUUGAGGAGGACUCACUCUUCAGCUGUCUCUUCGUCAAGGCUUCGAGUGCUCUUGAUAGAGCUGCUCGAUCCAGCAACAUCAAUCUCAUCGAAGGUGUCACUUUUGUUAGAGAUACGCCACUUGAACGCACUGCAAAGUCAUUGGAGACCGAGACGGAAGUAUUGAACGGAUUGCCCCGUGAUGCUUCCGACAGGACCCUGGAACUCGUUACGAUGCUCUACCAAUCAGCAGUUUCCUUCCUGAAGAGCCACAGUCUCAAGAUCAACGUACCUGAGGAAUCCUUCUCUCGAGCCCUCGUUGAAGGUCGUGGAAAAAUAAAGAAAGUACUACUCCCCCUGAUCGCCGCUGUUGGUCUCAAGAUCUUCGCUGUUGUGCCCAUCAUCCUCGGAGGACUUGCAAUCCUCGUAUUGAAAGCUCUCUUCGUAGGAAAAAUCGCUCUCAUAAUUGCUGGAAUAUUAGCCUUCCAAAGGCUUUUCGGCAGCGGUGCUAGCGGCGUAAGCGGCGGCUCAUUGGGAGGUAAUUUCUUGAACAAGUACACACAGCCCGCUGCCUCGUGGGUCGACAAUGGUGCAGGGCAAGGAUGGGCCGCUGCUGGUGCAGCUCAGACAGCCGGACAAGGUUACUACAAACGAAGCUUCGACGACGUCAAAAACGACGCUCAGAACCUCGCUUAUUCGAGUCACGUGCCAAAUGCAACUGAUUAAUUGGUCACAGCAAUCGAUCCUUCGCGAGAGAAUAUAUUUUUCUGAUUGCAAUAGAGGAUGAGUGUUCGAAAGAAAGAACGAAAGAGAGAGAGAGAGAAUCGGAAAGAGAGAAAAUGGAGAAUGAAAGUUGUAAAAGAGGACGCACGAAUGUCUUGCUCUUUCGAUGCUCACCGCACCACACGACUGUUUAGUUAAGUAUUUAUGAGUAACUGUAUUUAUGUGUGUUUUUUUCUCAUUUCCCGACAGCUGUUGUCGACGAUUGAAUGCAAAUAUUUUUAUAAUUUCAUAAAUUAUUAUCGACAAAAGAAAAAGCUAAUAAAUUAUUGAAAAAAAAA
Molecule: messenger RNA, 1287 nt
Organism: Venturia canescens
Lineage: Eukaryota; Metazoa; Arthropoda; Insecta; Hymenoptera; Ichneumonidae
Gene: Osi14
Exons: 3
Coding region: 158-952 (264 amino acids)
Cellular component (GO): membrane
Source: RefSeq, a predicted model, not a curated record